Messenger RNA from Peromyscus leucopus (white-footed mouse), 5862 nucleotides. RefSeq names its product SLIT and NTRK like family member 4 (gene Slitrk4). Gene Ontology annotation, cellular component: membrane; glutamatergic synapse. Gene Ontology annotation, molecular function: protein binding. The record is from RefSeq and is a predicted model, not a curated record. The transcript has 2 exons. NCBI's taxonomy places the organism in Eukaryota, Metazoa, Chordata, Mammalia, Rodentia, Cricetidae. Gene Ontology annotation, biological process: axonogenesis; regulation of presynapse assembly; positive regulation of synapse assembly. Bases 255 to 2768 code for a protein of 837 amino acids.
GUUCUGGGUGCGCGCGCGGUGUCUGGCUGGGUGCGCGCGCGCGCCGCUGCCCGCUUGCUUGCCUGCUAAAGGCUGGCUGUUCGAUGGGUUUGACCGGCGAGCCAGCUCCAAGAAGCUGGAUCUCAGAUAACAUAGAGACCAUCGCGGAAACUGAGGAGUGAGUCGGAACGCGAUCGAUCCUGUACAGGUCUUGGGGCUCCAGAGAUUAUUUCUCUUUAUUCAGAAGCAUAGAGUUGUUUGCUGAUUGCAAGAAGAUGUUUCUUUGCCUCUUUCUGAUUGUGUCAGCCCUGAUUUCUUCAACAAAUACAGAUUCUGACAUAUCAGUGGAAAUUUGCAAUGUGUGCUCCUGCGUGUCAGUAGAGAAUGUGCUCUAUGUCAACUGUGAGAAGGUUUCAGUCUACAGACCAAACCAGCUGAAACCACCUUGGUCUAAUUUUUAUCACCUCAAUUUCCAAAACAAUUUCUUAAAUAUCCUCUAUCCAAAUACAUUUGUAAACUUUUCACAUGCAGUAUCUCUGCAUCUGGGAAAUAAUAAGCUGCAGAACAUUGAGGGAGGAGCCUUUCUCGGGCUCAGUGCAUUAAAGCAGUUGCACUUGAACAACAAUGAAUUAAAGAUUCUCCGAGCUGACACUUUCCUUGGCAUAGAGAACUUGGAGUAUCUCCAAGCUGACUACAAUUUAAUCAAGUAUAUUGAACGAGGAGCCUUCAAUAAGCUCCACAAACUGAAAGUUCUCAUUCUUAAUGACAAUCUUAUUUCAUUCCUUCCUGAUAAUAUUUUUCGAUUCGCAUCUUUAACCCAUCUGGAUAUACGAGGAAACAGAAUCCAGAAGCUCCCCUAUAUUGGAGUUCUGGAACACAUUGGCCGGGUUGUUGAAUUGCAGCUGGAAGAUAACCCUUGGAACUGUAGCUGUGAUUUGUUGCCUCUAAAGGCUUGGUUGGAGAAUAUGCCAUAUAACAUUUAUAUAGGAGAAGCUAUUUGUGAAACUCCCAGUGACUUAUAUGGAAGGCUUUUAAAGGAAACCAACAAGCAAGAAUUAUGUCCCAUGGGCACAGGGAGUGAUUUUGAUGUUCGCAUUCUGCCUCCAUCUCAACUGGAAAAUGGCUACACCACUCCCAAUGGUCACACUACUCAAACAACCUUGCACAGAUUAGUGACCAAACCACCCAAAACAACAAAUCCUUCCAAAAUCUCUGGAAUAGUGGCAGGCAAAGCCCUCUCCAACAGAAAUCUCAGUCAAAUUGUGUCAUACCAAACGAGAGUGCCUCCUCUUACACCUUGCCCGGCACCUUGCUUUUGCAAAACACAUCCUUCUGAUUUGGGGCUGAGUGUAAAUUGCCAAGAGAAAAAUAUACAAUCCAUGUCUGAACUGAUACCAAAACCUUUAAAUGCCAAGAAGUUGCAUAUCAAUGGCAAUAACAUCAAAGAUGUGGACAUUUCAGACUUCACUGAGUUUGAAGGACUAGAUUUGCUCCAUUUAGGCAGCAAUCAGAUUACGGUGAUCAAAGGAGAAGUGUUCCACAAUCUGACCAAUCUACGCAGGCUUUAUCUCAAUGGAAAUCAGAUCGAAAGGCUGGACCCUGAAAUAUUUUCAGGCCUUCAUAACCUACAGUAUCUGUAUUUGGAAUACAACUUGAUUAAGGAAAUCUUAGCAGGCACCUUUGACUCCAUGCCCAAUUUGCAGCUUCUGUACUUGAACAAUAAUCUCUUAAAGAGCCUUCCAGUUUACAUUUUUUCUGGAGCACCCCUUGCUAGAUUGAACCUGAGGAACAACAAAUUCAUGUACCUACCUGUCAGUGGAGUCCUCGAUCAGUUGCAGUCUCUUACACAAAUUGAUUUGGAGGGCAACCCUUGGGACUGCACUUGUGACUUGGUAGCCUUAAAGCUGUGGCUGGAGAAGUUAAAUGAUGGGAUUGUUGUGAAAGAACUGAAAUGUGAGACUCCUGUUCAGUUUGCCAACAUUGAAUUGAAGUCCCUCAAAAAUGAAAUCUUAUGUCCUAAACUCCUAAACAAGCCAUUUGCACCGUUCACUAGCCCUGCACCUGCAAUUGCGUUCACCACUCCACUGGGUCCCAUUCGAAGCCCUCCUGGGGGCCCAGUGCCUCUGUCUAUUUUAAUCUUAAGUAUCUUGGUGGUCCUCAUUUUAACUGUCUUUGUUGCAUUUUGCCUUCUUGUUUUUGUGCUGAGACGCAACAAGAAACCCACAGUGAAGCACGAAGGUUUGGGGAAUCCUGAGUGUGGCUCCAUGCAGCUGCAACUAAGGAAGCAUGACCACAAAACUAAUAAAAAAGAUGGACUGAGCACAGAAGCAUUCAUUCCACAAACCAUAGAACAGAUGAGCAAGAGCCACACCUGUGGCCUGAAAGAAUCUGAAACUGGGUUCAUGUUUUCAGAUCCUCCGGGACAGAAGAUCAUGAUGAGAAAUGCAGCUGACAAAGACAAAGAUUUGCUGCAUGUAGAUACCAGGAAGAGAUUGAGCACAAUUGAUGAACUGGAUGAACUAUUCCCUAGCAGAGAUUCCAACGUGUUUAUUCAGAAUUUUCUUGAAAGCAAAAAGGAGUAUAACAGUAUUGGUGUCAGUGGCUUUGAGAUUCGCUAUCCAGAAAAACAACAAGAUAAAAAAAACAAGAAGUCACUGAUAGGUGGUAACCACAGUAAAAUUGUUGUGGAACAAAGGAAGAGUGAGUAUUUUGAACUGAAGGCAAAACUUCAGAGUUCUCCUGACUACCUACAGGUCCUUGAGGAGCAAACCGCUUUGAACAAGAUAUAGGUCAUGUAAUCCAACUUCAUAAGAGGUCAUUAUUUAAUGAUGAAAGUGCCUUUUGUUGACUUCUAACUUCCAAAUACUAUAUUAUCAUUAGGCAUAGAGGCAGGUGUUUCCAAGGGUAUUUCAUUAACUGUAGCUGUAAAGAUGUGUCAAGUAGAAGAGAAUUUCCUUAAUAGAUUUUACUACAUAAAACCUAUACUGUGGAGACCUGUGGGGAUAACUGCAAACUCUAUUGCCAAAGGGAUGCUUUAUAAACAUAAUACACUGAAUUUAACCUCAAGAGGCAAAUCAGUUUUGUAUUCUGAUACAAAACCUCCGUCUCUUUGUGCUUUGUAAAGCAAACUCAAGAAAACUGGUACCAGUGUUUGUACCUCAGCUGGGUCCUUCAUCUUGCACGUAGAUUAAGUUGGUGAAACUGGAAUAACCCUUUUGAUUUGUGGCAUUGUAACAACUCUUUGUAAAGAUUACCUUAAAAGUGUAAAAAACAAAUAAGCAUGCAAAGAGAGAACAUUUGAUAGUAUUUGUAAAUUGGUAAAAUUUAUGGCCUGCAUCUUGAAACUGCUGGAUUUACAAUGUUAAAUCGUGCAAAUACUUGUUUAAAAUAUACCAUGCAUUACAUAACUAUAAAAUAAAUUUGAACACUUUAAGUGUUACCUGUCUAUACAUAAAAACCAAAAGGAGAAAAAAAUCAAUGUGAGUUACAUAGCAUUUGUGGUGAUUUAGAGAAAAAUAUGAUGUUUAUCAGAAUUAAACAUGGCUCAAAUUAAACUAGAGUUUGUUCUCAGUUAUGUCAAAUACCCACAAUCCUUAACGGUUGUCCCAAAUUAGCAAAGUGCUUACCGUGUGAGCGCACCCAAAGUUAUUUUUGUAACAUAAUUCAUAUUUAUGAAGUACUUUGUAUACUAAAUAGGAAAACAUGUACUCCUUAAUAUGUAUUUAAAAUGCCUGACUUAUUUUCCUGAUCACAGCAAAUUUAUCAGUAAGUAUAAAUUGAGAUAAGAAAAAAAUACUAAAGUGAAACUGAAGCUAAUGUGUACAGAAAUAUUUGGGACUCUGUGAUCAAGUAUAAUUUAAAAACAGAAAAAAAUACAAAAAUCCCAAAAAUUAAAAAAAAAAAAAAAUCCGUGCUAUUCUUGUGAAUUUAGUGUAUUAUCUUCAGAUUUGUUACCAACUGUGCAUUUUAAAAUAGGCUCCUUAGUUUUAUAGUAUUGUGUCUGGGGCAGUUGUUAUUUGCCAUCAAUUGUCUUGCUUUUCAGGAUUCUAUGAGCUUAAUUCAAAUAGUUUUAAUUACAAUAUUCAACAAAAUAAUGACUAAGAUAAAUAGUAUCUUGUAUGCAUCAGUAUCCUGUUCUUUCAUCAUUCUGACUACUAUCAGAUAAUCUAGUAGAACUAUAAACAUCAUGGUAAUCUUGGCUAUCAAAGCCAAUGUGUAAAAUGCUUGCACUGGUCUCAGAUGAAUUCAUGAUCUACAACUACAAUGGAAAUGCCCCUGUGUUUGCGUGUGCUCUUAAGUUCUAGAUCAAAAUUGGUCAAAUGAAUGAAGUAUUUGCUAAUGGGUUGAUAUCUGAAGAUGUUUAGGAUCUCUGAUUAGUAAAUCAAUAUUCAGAAACUCAUUGCCUUCUUGGCCAGCUGUGUGUAUGUGUGUGUGUGUGUGUGUGUGUGUGUGUGUGUGUGUGUGUGUAUUGUGGUGUGAUCAAUUAUUGUAUUAUUCAGUAAGAUAACCAAGAAAGCAAACAAACAUUCUUCAUGAAUUUCAAGUGGCAGAUAUUUUGAUGCAGCUUCCAAAAGGAUACUGCAACAGCAAUCCCUUUAUUAAAUGCUAAUUUCAAGAUUUUAUGUGUUUGUUUCAAAUUUUUAAAUAAAAUUUGACAUUAUUACAGGAGUGUGUGUGUGUGUGUGUGUGCGCGCGCGUGCGUGCGCCCACACCCAUGUGUGUUUGGUUAUAUAUUCACAUAUAGAUAAUUAGGAGAUUUUUUUAGAUAGCAAAUAAAAUCUCCCUAUGUAUGUGCUGGUGCUCUUAAAACUUUAAUGUGUAAUUUUCAGUUUCAUGGCAAUGUCUGUGAAAACUUUAUAUGAAUAUAAACACAUCCAAACAAAUAAUUGCUGUCUGAAAUUGAAAGAAAAGAAGUGUGUUCAAAUGCUAAUUUUCAUCUGCAGUUUCAUAAGGACAUUUAAUAUGCCAUUACCAUGCAUGCAUGCAUCCAUGGAUUUAAGGGCUCCUAAUGCAUACUGACAUGAUAAGGAUGCAAAGGCUUCCAACAAAGUGUUUUUGUUUAUCCCAUCAAUAAAGUGUGGAUUCAGAAAUAUUAAAUGAAUACUUAUAGGAGGAACUAGAAAGCUCCAUGCAUGAGCUGGGGCUAAUAGGUCAUUGGGUUGAUGUCCUUUUAUUCAGUGUGGUGAUGGUUGGAAGAUGUUUCAAGGUUUCUGCAGAAUUGUCAGUGGCAAGAGUACCUGCUACCAUCUCAAAGCUUGCUGUAGUAUAUUGGCUAUCUCACACUCUACUGCUGGAAGCUAUAACCGCUCAAAAAUUUUUAAGAAAAAAAAACAUAAUUUAACUGUAUGUGCUUAUAUGGAGGUUCAAAUUGUGAAUGGAAGUAACAAAUUCUUGGUUAAGGAUAAUAUACUUUCCUUAACUAAAGUCAUUGUGCCUACAUUAUACAGUGUAUGCUAUUUUGCACCAGUCUCUCAUUAGUUCUUCUUGUAUCUUUUAUGAUACUGUAGUUAGGUAUAAAUUCUGAGUUGAGUACAAGAGCAGUUUAAAUACUAUAUCUGCAUUUUGUUGGCUUCAGCUAUAAUCUUGAUGUUAGUUUAACUCCUUAAAGAAUGAUAUGUACAUGGUAAAACAUUUUUUUAGUAGACUUUGAUUCAAAUUUUGAAAAGCCAAGAAUUGGUCAUCUCUAAUGUGCUAUGACACAUCAUGGUCUUCUUGACAUUGUAUUCUUGUGUAUGGACUGUGUUAGAACAGUUGCAGAGAAAACUAUAUCUUAUUAAAUCAAUGAAGGGGUAAGAUAGUAUAUUGUGUCCGUGUAAUAUAAAUCAAGUUUUAAAUUAUUUUUUUAUGAAAUCAAUAAAAAUGAUUCAAUUCUUUUAAAGUAAA